This is a messenger RNA of Schizosaccharomyces cryophilus OY26, 3040 nucleotides long. Its product is annotated as N-acetyltransferase. Lineage: Eukaryota; Fungi; Ascomycota; Schizosaccharomycetes; Schizosaccharomycetales; Schizosaccharomycetaceae. The transcript has a single exon. Gene Ontology annotation, molecular function: acyltransferase activity, transferring groups other than amino-acyl groups. Bases 1746 to 2447 code for a protein of 233 amino acids. The record is from RefSeq and is a predicted model, not a curated record.
CAACCAUCAAAUCAGCUAAAGAGCCUUUAUAAAACGGUUCAACACCUUCCUUGGCGAUAAUCUCCAAGGUUUUUGAAAAGGCAGGACGACGCAUUAUAUCACCAGCCUUUAAUAACCUUCCAUAAGGAGCAAUAACAGAAGCCCAAACUGGGUCAUUAAUCAGGUCUUUAGUAGUAUCAUCCAGCAAGCAGUGUUCCAUUGCCGGUGUUACUGUAAAUCCUUCCCUUGCAAGCUUGAUACUUGGUUCGACAAUUUUGAGCCACUCAAGCUGUCCAUAAUGAUCCCAUGCAUGAUAUAAACCGGCUAAUUCGCCGGGAACGCCAAUGGAUAGAGCCCCAACCCGGGCUAGCAUAGGGUUUCCGUCAAACAUAUGCUUGGAGGCAUUAGCGGGAGCCAUUUCACGAAAAUUAAUGGAGCGAGCUGUAUCAUUUGGCAGUCGAAUAAGCAUAAAACCUCCUCCACCUAGACCGCUAGAACAAAAAUUUACAGUACCAAUACAAAGAGUAGAAGCCACCGCCGCAUCCACCGCAUUCCCGCCCAUUGCUAGGAUGUCUAUGCCAAUGUUAGAGCAUCCAACGACUUCUGUCGCGACAGCGCCUGACUUUCCUUUAACUUUAUGUCCUGUAAAUUGACCCGGGGGAUGAAGAGGAGGGUUAAAUGCAUAAAGGAAUACGAGCAGAGCUAAGAUCCCAGUUCCGAAUAUUAGCAGUGCGACAUGACGUAUCUUAAAUCGAAAAUAUCGAUUUUGACGAGCGCGAUGUAUUUCUUCCCAGUCAGAGUCAUGUUGGUUUGUCAAAUACGAACUCCAGUCAUUCAGCAACGGAGUUGUAAUUGACAAAUUAGACAUAUUAAGUAGAGAAUGAUCCGUUGUUUACUAAAGAUCUGAACGAAGAAUAAAGACAAUAUGAAAUGAAAUAAACAAAGAUAUUAGGAAGUAGAAAGAUUGUCAAGCGGCAAGAAAAGGUUUCAAUGACUUUCCGAACACUGAUUUGGCUCAGAGAGAGAUUGUCGCGCGUUUAGGAUUUCAGAUUGAGUUUUCUACUGAAUCCUACAACGUUGAAGGACCCCGAAAAAUGAAUCACGAGAAACGAGACCUUUUCCUUUAUGGGAACCUAACUUGCUAUUCUAUUGUGACCGAUUAGAUCCUGAGCAAUUCAGGUCUAACAAAAAAUUCACGAAGCCUUUCACCGUCCAAACGCUCAAAGACUAACAAAACAAUUUGAAGAAUUUAUAUAAGAAAAGACUGUUUAAACACUUAUAAGUCUCAGCAAAUCAAUGGAAUGAUUAGGAAGAGCUUUGCGAGAAGAGUGAGGUCUGUACUUAACACUGUAAUGCGUACGGAUGCACUUUGUUCAUUCCUCCUGCUACACGCGACAACAGCAAAAGAGGAGAUACCAUUCUAUCUCCAAACAGUAGUGAGUAUUCUCAAGGAGUAAUAUAGACUAGUUCUUUUGGAAGCUGUAAUAUUAGUUAUUGGCUUUUUGGCUAUCAUUUUGGUUUCUUUUGUGAAAUAAAAGUUUGAAGGAGGGAACGCGUCCUUGUUACACUGAAAGACCCGUGGUUGAAAGAAAAAGCUACUUUUAUAGACUAACAAACUCUUGAUUGUGUGUUGUUAUUUGGAGUUCUUUACAAAUAAGCAAAAUAUAGAAAACUGGAUCUUUUACCCAGUUCUCUUUCGUCGUCGAGCUACAUCAUUUAUUUUUUUUUUUUAGAAAAAGUGGGAUACCUUAUUGUUGAUUAUUGAAAUGUCAGAAGCUCAUUUGGUAGAUGGUGAAGCCUUGCAAUUCCGCAACUUGAAAUAUGCAGACCUUGGACCAGUUACGGCUCUGAACCUUCGUGCUUUUCAGGACAGUGACACAUGGCAAUGGAGAUUUCGCGGUGUCUCCCCUUCAGGUUUGGUAGCGAUUACAAAGCAUUUUGGCAGAAAAGCUUAUUUCGAUCCUCAUGUAAAAUGCAAGGUAGCAUAUACUUCGUCCCGUCCUUACCUUGGCUUUUUGGCUUAUGAGCAGUUUCCUCAUACUUCUUCGCAGCUCUCUUAUUAUCAAAAAUUGAUGAAUUGGGUGAAUUCUCUUUAUGAGCGAUUUCUUUAUUGGUGGUACGAUGCUGGCGCUGUCAAACGUCGCAUGCAGUACAAUGAGGUCCAAUAUGGAACUGCGCUUUACAAAACCGGUUUAUUUAAUCAUCCUGGUGGCUUUUUACACGUUCACUUGGUUGCCGUUGAUCCGGAAAUCCAGAAAAGGGGGAUUGGAAAGGCUUUACUGAACAUUGUCCAUAAUGAUGCCGAUAUGCAUCGUCUUCCUUCCUUCUUGGUUGCUAGUACGAUCGGUUUUGGUAUGUAUGAACAUUUAGGCUAUCGUACAGCUGUUACUACUGAACUUCGUGAUGACGAAACUGGUGAAAUCGUUAAAAUCAGUUCAUGCAUGAUAAGAGAUGCCAAGAAGGAAUAGACAUGUAACCUACUGGUAAUAAUACUUUCCAUAUCAUGCUGCAUCACCUUAAUCUUCCUUUAGAUACUUGAUGCUUUGAUAGUUCCCUUUCUUCUGGUCCCUAAAUACCAUUUCCGCAUACGAAAAAUGUUCCUUAUAAAUUGCUGAUGUUUCUGUCUCAUUAUUCUAAAAUAUAAAAAUACUACACUACUAAUACCUAAUGGUUAUCUGGAAAAAUAACAAAACAAAAAAUCACUUCUCAACAAAAUACUACAACGUAUUGUUUAUGACUGUUAAUAAUUAAAAAAACAUACCGAGCAUUUUACUUAAGUGAGAUAUGGGUGCAUUUACUAUUUCUUUGUGGUUGGAACAAACUCUUGCAUAUCUCUAACAAAAGAUAAUAAUCAGAUAUCACCAAAAAUAAAAAAAAAAGCUUACUAAUUUUUCUUUUGUUUUCUUGCAAGAAUUCGAAACAUAUCUAUUUAUUUAUAUGAGUAGUAUAUUACAAGUGCAUGCGCCAAGUAUUACCUUUUCACACUCUCCUUUUUUUCUUUUUCAAAUAACAAGCUUUCCAAUAAGAUAUAUAAUUAUAAUUAAUAUACAUACGUUUCCAG